This is a messenger RNA of Arabidopsis arenosa, 2100 nucleotides long. NCBI's taxonomy places the organism in Eukaryota, Viridiplantae, Streptophyta, Magnoliopsida, Brassicales, Brassicaceae. The record is from the annotation of a GenBank genome assembly.
CGAAAAAACGUAGAGAACUCAUAGAAAAUGUGGAGAUUGAGAAUUGGAGCUAAGGCCGGAGAUAAUACUCACUUGUUCACUACCAACAACUAUGUUGGGAGGCAGAUUUGGGAGUUUGAUGCCAACGCAGGAUCUCCUGAGGAACUUGCCGAGGUGGAGGAGGUUCGUCAGAAUUUCUCUGACAACAGGUCUCGUUUCAAGGCCAGUGCCGAUCUCUUAUGGCGGAUGCAGUUUCUUAGGGAAAAGAAGUUUGAGCAGAAGAUCCCGCGAGUGAGAGUAGAGGAUGUAGAAAAAAUAACCUAUGAAGAUGCAAAGACGGCAUUAAGAAGAGGUUUACUCUAUUUCACGGCCUUGCAAGCUGAUGAUGGACACUGGCCUGCAGAAAACUCUGGUUCCCUUUUCUUCAACGCCCCUUUUGUCAUAUGCUUGUACAUCACUGGACAUUUGGACAAAAUCUUUACUCUCGAGCAUCGUAUAGAGUUGCUACGUUACAUGUACAACCAUCAGAACGAAGAUGGUGGAUGGGGAUUACAUGUAGAAAGCCACAGUAAUAUGUUUUGCACAGUAAUCAACUACAUUUGUUUACGAAUUAUGGGAGUAGAAGCUGGUCAUGAUGAUAAAGGAAGUGCUUGUGCAAGGGCUCGUAAAUGGAUCAUCGACCACGGUGGUGCCACAUACUCGCCCUUGAUCGGAAAAGCUUGGCUUUCUGUUCUUGGAGUAUAUGAUUGGUCUGGCUGCAAACCUAUACCCCCUGAGUUCUGGUUCCUACCUUCUUCUUUUCCUGUUAAUGGAGCUACCCCAACACGUCUCAUUCUCCAGCUUCGAGAAGAGCUUUAUCCGGAGCCUUAUGCCAAAAUCAAUUGGAGGCAAUCACGAAACCGAUGUGCAAAGGCCUUUCAUAUGCUGGCAUGUUGGGUAGAAGAUCCAGAAGGUGACUACUUCAAAAAGCAUCUUGCUCGAGUCCCUGAUUUCAUAUGGAUUGGCGAGGAUGGCUUGAAAAUUCAGUCUUUUGGUAGCCAAUUGUGGGAUACAGCCUUAUCGCUACAUGUAGUGUUAGACGGUAUUGAUGAUGAUGUUAAUGGUGAGAUUAAAUCAACGAUCCUUAAAGGAUAUGAUUACUUGAAGAAAUCUCAAGUUACAGAAAACCCUCCCGGUGAACACAUAAAAAUGUUUCGUCACAUUUCAAAAGGUGGAUGGACGUUUUCCGAUCAAGAUCAGGGAUGGUCAGUUUCAGAUUGUACUGCUGAGAGUUUAGAGUGUUGUCUAUUUUUCGAGAGCAUGACGUCAGAGUUUAUUGGCCAAAAAAUGGAUGUGCAGAAACUCUAUGAUGCCGUUGAUUUUCUUCUUAAUUUGCAGAGCGAUAAUGGCGGUAUAUCAGCAUGGCAACCAGCAGAUGGAAAAACCUGGUAUGUAGAAUGUACGGGUUCAGCUAUUGUAGCGUUGGCUCAGUUUAAGAAACAGUUUCCGGAGUACAGAAAGGAAGAGGUUGAACGGUUUAUAACAAAAGGCGUGAAGUACAUUGAGGACUUGCAAAGAGUGGAUGGUUCAUGGUACGGAAACUGGGGAGUGUGUUUCAUAUAUGGGACCUUCUUUGCGGUAAGAGGUCUUGUAGCUGCAGGGAAGCGUUACGAUAACUGUGAGGCAAUUCGUAGAGCAGUUGGUUUCAUUCUUGACACCCAAAACCCGGAAGGUGGCUGGGGAGAGAGCUAUCUCUCUUGCCCAAGCAAGAAAUACAUUCCUUUAGUGGGAAACCAAACAAAUGUGGUGAAUACAGGACAAGCACUUAUAGUUCUAAUUAUGGGUGAUCAGAUGGAGAGAGAUCCUUUGCCAGUUCAUCGUGCAGCUAAAGUGUUGAUUAAUUCACAGUUGGAUAAUGGCGAUUUUCCGCAACAGGAAGUAACGGGAGUUUUCAAGAUGAAUGUUUUGCUCCAUUAUCCAACCUUUAGAAACAUUUACUCUCUUUGGGCACUUACACAUUACACGCAGGCUCUGCGACGGCUCUUCCUUUGACCACUUCUUAUUUCAAUCUUAUCUUCGUCACCAUUUUAUAUAUACGUUUAUGUUGUUAUUUGUUGUUUUUAAUAAAUACCGCACAUCAUG